This is a messenger RNA of Pisolithus orientalis, 1229 nucleotides long. RefSeq lists its product as uncharacterized. NCBI's taxonomy places the organism in Eukaryota, Fungi, Basidiomycota, Agaricomycetes, Boletales, Pisolithaceae. The coding region runs from base 63 to 1112 and encodes 349 amino acids. The transcript is spliced from 4 exons. The record is from RefSeq and is a predicted model, not a curated record.
AAAUCUGAUCAGGUCUGUGGUCUGCAUUGCGAAAGCGCCGGGACAACUGCCUCGACGCUGCCAUGCCACCUCAGCCAGGAAUGUUCGCAUUGCCAUAUGCCUCAACGCACAAAGCUCGCGCAGACGUUAUCCAGCCAGACAACACGCCCAUGACUAUAUCAUAUCAGCACUUCCAGGCCCAGCCUCAGCCACCACAGGUUCAACCCACUUCGAACCCUCACAUUCACCACGUUCAUCACUACACUCCCAUCUCAGGACUCAGCAACCCUCGCACACACGAUGACACGAAGAAAGAGAAGAAACGCAAGGACAUCUCCGGAAAGGUCGGGAAAGAGAUUGACAGAAGAGAUGAUGAACCACACUUUGCAGAAAACAUAUCCGCUUUGCACAGUGCAACGAUACAGUUGGCGUCUCGCCCAGAGACAUAUCCCCUUUACAACCUUCGCCUGUACCCCCUCUCGCUUGAGCGCUCCGCUCUCCUCACACAGCUGGAUCUGGAAGCAAAACACUCCUUACAUACCACCCAAACAGCCUAUGAAGAGGAACGCGAGCGUGUAGAAGAGGAAUGGAGAAAAGGCAGAGAUCGGGUACGCGAAAGACUCUUGGAAGGAAUAGAAGAACGAAAGCGUCGCGCUCGAGAAGAGAAAGAGGGCGAAGGAGCUGUCAACGACCCAUCUCUAGAUAUCCAAUCGCGCAUUCAUAUCACCCGAAAACUACGCAACAAGGUCGGCACAUCACCACCCCCGACGCCUCUCGGACUAGCAGCACUUGGCAUCUCGAAUGGAAGCACGACACCCAUAACAACCGGUCCAGUCACAAACCCACAUUCUCUUUCGGUAGACGAGAUUCCUUCGCCAUUUCCUUUCCCUCUCACAUCGGUAACGCUCACAAAUGGGCACUCAACUGCUGGUGGUGGCGCAGGUGGAAAUGGCAACAGAAGACGUGCCAAAAUUGGUUCCGGCCAAAGCACCCUCGGCUCAGGCGCGUUGGGCAAAAGCUUGGUGAUGUUGGGACAGUGCAAGGAUAUCGAAAUUGAGGCAGACCUAUUUGAGAUUAGAAGGGGCACGAAGAGAAGAAGGGCAGCUGCAAUUUCGUCGAGUAAGGUUGCAUAACAGUCGAUGAGGUCAUAUCUCUUGCACGUGACCUUGCUCACUAUCUUAUCUUUUCGGAAUACGGAGAUCGUAAUACGAAUGCUGAUCGUAUUGUCACUUCGAGAAGUAAUGUCAUCG